AGCAGCUUCUUUCUGUUCAGUAAAGCAGCUGCAGCUAAAGGAUCUGAAUCUUCCUCCAGCAGACAUCACAAUCACCUCAGACAAACUUCAGACCUUGAAAAUAAAAACAGAAGGCAUCAGAAUGCUGUGUCGCAUCAGAAAUCUGUCCAUGUUCUUCGGCGGGCAAGACGAGCUCAAGAAAGAAGAACUGAUAAGGUCCACGCAGACCCUCCACCACUAUGUGCUCAAAUACUUCAACAUCACCAACAGACUGUUAGAGAUACUCAACACUCACCUGAAUCAAAGCCCUUCUCCUGCAGUCAAAGCAAAUGAAAGGGAAAGCAUUGAGGAAAACUUUGCCAGGGUAAGAGAUGUUAUGUUCCAGAUCCUGGACGUUUCUGAGAAGGAGAACAAACAUGUCCAAAAGGAGAAACCUGAUCUUUAUAACCAGAUUACUUUCUCUGGAAUGUCUCUGAAGGACAAGGCUGAGCUGAUAAAGGAUCUGCAUCAGAAGACCAUGGGACUCUUGGGGAACGUCUGCGGUCCUGUAGUCACCAUUCGACUGGCAAACAGUGUUCUGGGGAGUGUCAUGCCUCCAGUGAAACAGAACGAUCCUCAGCCUGUGCUGUCACUUGCUCUGGGAGAUCUAGUGCAGAGCAGCGCAAGAAUCACUGAGCUUCUGUGUGGAUCAGGAGAAAAGAGCCUGGAUGAAGCCGUACAGUUAGUGGAAGAAGCCCUGUCUGUUCUGAGGCCGCUCUGUGACUCCUACAAUGACAUUCUGAGUGAAGUGGAAGCCUAUGUCUCCAUCAUAUCUGAAAACAUGUAGAGCAGAAUUAUAAAAAAGAUUAGCCAAGACUCUGCCAUUGUCAUGUUACUUCUAGUUUGAAUGUAUUUACAUGAUAUUAUUUGAAUAAACAGAAAAGUGCACCUGUAAA
Molecule: messenger RNA, 914 nt
Organism: Megalobrama amblycephala (Wuchang bream)
Lineage: Eukaryota; Metazoa; Chordata; Actinopteri; Cypriniformes; Xenocyprididae
Exons: 2
Coding region: 122-805 (227 amino acids)
Source: RefSeq, a predicted model, not a curated record